This is a messenger RNA of Camelina sativa (false flax), 1005 nucleotides long. Lineage: Eukaryota; Viridiplantae; Streptophyta; Magnoliopsida; Brassicales; Brassicaceae. The record is from RefSeq and is a predicted model, not a curated record.
ACUUCGACAUUUCCCAUAUAUAAGCAUUCUCACGAUCAAAGAUAGCAUCUCAUCUUCGACAUAGUUUGACUCCAUCUUACAGACGUAUACACACUUUGUUUAUAUUCAAAACAAUAUGGGAUCUUUGGUGAAAGAGAAAACCUCGUCGUUGAUGACGGAGUUUUUGGAGAAGUGCGGCGGCUAUGCGGUGGUGGAUGGAGGGUUAGCGACGGAGCUACAACGCUAUGGGGCUGACAUCAAUGAUCCACUUUGGAGUGCCAAGUGCCUAAUUACUUCUCCUCACCUCGUCACAAAGGUGCACUUGGAUUACCUCGAGUCUGGUGCAAAUAUCAUCGCUACCGCAUCUUAUCAGGCAACGAUCCAAGGAUUUGUGGCAAAAGGUUUAUCGGUGGGAGAAGCAGAGAGUAUACUGAGGAGGAGCGUUGAAAUCGCGUGCGAGGCACGUGAGAUUUUCUACAACAGAUGCACCAAAGGUUCAUGGGAUUUCGACUACGCUGGAAAAGCCUCUGGACAACCUGUUCUUGUCGCAGCUUCCGUUGGUAGCUAUGGAGCUUAUCUCGCCGACGGAUCCGAAUACAGCGGGUUAUAUGGAGAUUCUGUGAGUAAGGAGACAUUGAAAGACUUCCAUAGAAGAAGAGUUCAAAUCUUAGAGAAAUCUGGAGCUGAUCUCAUCGCAUUCGAGGCUAUUCCAAAUAAGCUCGAAGCCGAGGUAUCUUAAGUUUACUACUUAACUAAAUUAAACCAACAAAGUGAAAAGAAUAUUCUAGUCGUUUUUGUUUAGUGCUGUGUCCUUGUAUCACCAUCCAAGUUCAAGCAUUCCAUGUUAUAGACAAAAAAAGGUAAAAAUUACUCACAUAAAGUUUUUAAGUAACUACAGAGUAUUAUUAGGUAGUUUUAGACUUUAGUCCAGUGGUUGCAUGAUGGUAGUUUUGAAAUUGUAAUCACAUUUCACAUGCAUAUACAUGCUAUUAGUCUAGAAUUGACCUAUGUGUAUAUAUUUUUUUA